AUGUCAGCUGUCAAUGACACCAAAUUCAGCUUUGCACUGUUCCUUCUCAGCGGGAUACCUGGGCAAGAAGACGUCCAUCUCUGGAUCUCUAUCCCCUUCUGCUUAAUGUUUGUCAUUUCGAUAGUAGGAAAUUCAGUCAUUCUGUUCAUUAUAAAAACAGAUCCAAGCCUUCAUGAGCCCAUGUACAUUUUCCUUUCCAUGCUGGCCAUCACAGACCUUGGCUUAUCGAUAGCCACUAUACCGACGAUACUGGGCAUAUACUUGUUUAACUCUAGGGAGAUCAGCAUCGAUGCUUGUUUCACCCAGCUCUUCUUCAUCCACUUUCUCCAAUGUACUGAAUCCUCCGUGCUCUUGUUGAUGGCCUUUGACCGCUUCAUCGCAAUUCAUGACCCGCUGAGAUAUGCUUCCAUCUUAACCCUGCCGAGAAUAGCCAAGAUGGGAUUGGUGUGUGUGCUAAGGGGGGUGGCUAUAGUAGUCCCACUCCCCCUUCUCCUGCAACGGCUCCGAUACUGUCGAGCCAAUGUCCUCUCCCAUUCCCACUGCCUGAACCACGACGUCAUGAAGAUGGCUUGUUCGGAUAUCACAGUCAACAGCAUCUAUGGCUUGUCGGUUAAACUCUUAACGAUGGGGUUGGACUCACUGCUCAUCUUCGUCUCUUAUGUGAUGAUCCUCAAAGCAGUGCUGAGAAUCGCUUCGCACGCAGAGUGCCUCACGGCCCUGAACACCUGCGUCUCCCACCUCUGUGCCGUCCUGCUCUUCUACACACCAGAGAUUGGCGUGUCUCUGCUAUACAGAUUCGGGAAGAGCUCUUCUCCCUUGCUUCAAAUUCUCCUGGGCUACAUCUCCCUGCUGGUCCCUCCCCUGAUGAACCCAAUAGUUUACAGCGUGAAAUGCAAACACCUUCGUGUGAGUAUAAUCAGGGCAUACUUCAAGUGA
Molecule: messenger RNA, 936 nt
Organism: Emys orbicularis (European pond turtle)
Lineage: Eukaryota; Metazoa; Chordata; Testudines; Emydidae
Product: olfactory receptor 51G2-like
Exons: 1
Coding region: 1-936 (311 amino acids)
Biological process (GO): G protein-coupled receptor signaling pathway
Cellular component (GO): plasma membrane
Molecular function (GO): olfactory receptor activity; G protein-coupled receptor activity
Source: RefSeq, a predicted model, not a curated record